CUUACACACGGGCACCGAGCUCUCGCGCUCGCGCUCUCUCGUGAGCAAAAUAGCGCUUUCACGAACGCACACUGAUGCAUUUGAAUUUACCGUGUCAGAUCGGACCCGAGCGUUUCAAUCGAUGUCGGAGUUUUACCUCUGGAUAUAAGCCGCAACAUCAUCACCAUCAGUUGAAAAUAAAGACCUCAUCAAAGAGGCAAAUUAUGCCAGCAGUACCAGAGUCCCUGUCUCUGGUGACGUGCCAGGCUGUUGGUGAGACCCUCUGCUCCCUCGCCCCGGGCCGGCCCGUGCUGGUGGACGCCCCGCUCAGGUCCGCGCCCGCAACAUGAGCGCCAACGGCCCCGCUCCGCCUGUGGCGACCCCUGCCGCGCCUCCCGCAGCUGCGGUGGUCUUGCCCGUGUCCUCGGUGGUACCGGUGGGCUCGCUGGCCCAAAAGAAACGGCAGCAGUAUGCCAAGAGCAAAAAACAGGGCAGUUCGGCCAACACGAGGCCACAGAGAGCACUCUUCUGCCUCAACCUCAACAACCCCAUCCGCCGGGCCUGCAUCAGCCUCGUGGAAUGGAAGCCAUUCGAUAUCUUUAUAUUGAUAGCGAUUUUUGCCAACUGCAUGGCCUUAGCUGUAUAUAUUCCCUUUCCUGAGGAUGACUCCAACUCAACUAACCACGACCUGGAAACAGUCGAAUAUGCCUUCCUUGUCAUUUUUACGAUCGAAACCUUCCUGAAGAUCAUAGCAUACGGCCUGGUGAUGCAUCAGAACGCGUACGUCCGAAACGGAUGGAACAUGCUGGAUUUUGUCAUUGUAGUCAUAGGGUUGUUUAGUGUUGUUUUGGAAGUUUUGACCAAAGAUGGGGAGAAGGACACCGGAGCUCCCCCGGCCGCGCACGCCCACGGUGGAAAAUCGGGAGGAUUCGAUGUCAAAGCCCUCAGAGCCUUUCGAGUGCUGCGACCGCUUCGCCUGGUGUCAGGAGUGCCCAGUUUGCAGGUGGUGUUGAACUCCAUCAUAAAAGCCAUGGUUCCUCUCCUCCACAUCGCCCUGCUGGUUCUGUUCGUCAUCAUCAUCUACGCCAUCAUCGGUUUGGAACUUUUCAUUGGAAAGAUGCACGCUACGUGUUUUUUUAAAGGGUCAGAUUUAAUUGCGGAGGACGAACCCGCACCUUGUGCUGUUAAUGGUCACGGUCGCACGUGCCCCAUCAACGGCACGUUGUGCAAAGAGGGUUGGAACGGUCCCAACGGGGGCAUCACGAACUUCGACAACUUCAUGUUUGCAAUGUUGACUGUGUUUCAGUGCAUAACCAUGGAGGGCUGGACGGACGUUCUCUACUGGAUGAAUGAUGCUAUGGGUCUGGAGCUGCCGUGGGUGUACUUUGUGAGUUUGGUCAUCUUCGGUUCUUUCUUCGUCCUGAACCUGGUUCUGGGUGUUUUGAGCGGAGAGUUCUCUAAAGAGCGAGAGAAAGCAAAAGCACGAGGAGAUUUCCAGAAGCUUCGUGAAAAACAACAGCUGGAAGAGGAUCUGAAGGGAUACCUGGACUGGAUCACGCAGGCCGAAGACAUCGACCCUGAGAAUGAGGAGGACGAGGAUGACAGUAAACGCAAUCGGGUUACGCUGGCCAGCCUCAUGGAGAAGAAGAAGAAGGGCUUUAGCUUUUUCAGCCAGUCCUCUGACACUCAUGCGAGUAUGCCGGCGAGCGAGACCGAGUCCAUGAACACAGAGAAUGAAAAAGUAGAUGUGAAGGCCACGUGUUGUGGCCCAACAUGUCAGAAGAUUUCGAAAUCAAAGUUCAGUCGGCGCUGGCGGCGCUGGAAUCGGUUAUGUCGGAGGAAUUGUCGUCUGGCAGUGAAAUCGGUGCCGUUUUAUUGGCUAGUGAUCAUUCUGGUUUUCCUCAACACUUUAACCAUCUCCUCUGAACAUUACAACCAGCCCAUGUGGCUCUCACAAGUACAGGAUGUAGCCAAUAAAGUUCUCUUGGCCCUGUUCACGAGCGAGAUGUUGGUGAAGAUGUACAGUCUGGGCCUGCAGGGUUAUUUCGUGUCCCUCUUUAAUCGCUUUGACUGCUUCGUGGUGUGCGGAGGCAUUACCGAGACGAUCCUGGUGGAGUUAGAGAUCAUGUCAUCGCUGGGCAUCUCUGUGUUUCGAUGUGUGCGACUACUCAGGAUCUUUAAAGUCACACGUCACUGGGCGUCUCUCAGUAACCUGGUGGCGUCCCUGCUAAACUCCAUGAAGUCCAUCGCCUCUCUACUGCUGCUGCUCUUCCUCUUCAUCAUCAUCUUCAGUCUCCUCGGGAUGCAGGUGUUCGGCGGCAAGUUCAACUUCGACCAGACGCAGACGAAGAGAAGCACCUUUGACAACUUCCCUCAGGCCUUGCUCACGGUGUUUCAGAUCCUUACCGGUGAAGACUGGAACGCUGUCAUGUAUGACGGGAUUAUGGCGUACGGCGGACCGUCGUCAUCCGGAAUGAUCGUGUGCAUCUACUUCAUCAUCCUGUUCAUCUGUGGAAACUACAUCCUUCUGAAUGUGUUCUUGGCCAUCGCUGUGGACAACCUUGCAGACGCCGAGUCUCUGAACACAGACCCCAAUGAUAAAAAGAAAGGGGAUGAAAUUGAUGAAAUUGAGGAUGAUGUCAAGGCCGGAGAGGAGGAUGAGAAGGACAAUGCAGAGGAGGACGAAGAGGAGGCGGACGUUCCCGCGGGGCCCCGCCCAAAGAUCUCAGAGAUGGUUAAGAAGGAGAAAAUCACACCGAUCCCAGACGGCAGUGCGUUCUUCAUCUUUAGCAAAACAAACCCAUUUCGGGUUGCAUGUCACAAACUGAUAAACCAUCACAUCUUCACCAACCUCAUUCUGGUUUUCAUCAUGCUAAGCUCCGCCUCCUUGGCAGCCGAGGAUCCAAUCAGAAACUUCUCAGCUCGCAAUAUCAUACUUGGUUACUUUGACUAUGCCUUCACGGCUAUCUUUACUGUAGAGAUCGUGUUGAAGGUCCUAGGCUAUGCAGAUUAUGUCUUCACUAGUAUGUUUACAUUUGAGAUCAUUUUAAAGAUGACCACGUACGGCGCGUUUCUCCACAAGGGGGCGUUCUGCAGGAAUUACUUUAAUCUGCUGGAUUUACUGGUGGUUGGCGUUUCUCUGGUCUCCUUCGGCAUACAGUCAUCAGCCAUCUCGGUGGUGAAAAUCUUGAGAGUUCUGCGGGUGCUGCGUCCGCUCAGGGCCAUAAACCGAGCUAAAGGACUGAAGCAUGUGGUCCAGUGUGUGUUCGUGGCCAUCAGAACGAUCGGAAACAUCAUGAUUGUCACCACACUUCUGCAGUUCAUGUUCGCGUGCAUUGGCGUACAGCUCUUCAAGGGGAAGUUUUACCGUUGCAAUGAUGAAACCAAGUCAACCUCAGAUGCGUGCAAGGGAACUUAUAUCUUGUAUAAGGAGGGAGACGUGAAUCAGCCGACCAUUCAGAAGCGUCAUUGGCACAACAGCGAUUUCAACUUUGAUAACGUGCUCAUGGCCAUGAUGGCUCUCUUCACAGUGUCCACGUUUGAAGGCUGGCCAUCGUUGUUGUACAAAGCCAUCGACUCUAACCGUGAGAACUUGGGCCCGAUCUACAACUACCGCGUGGAGAUUUCCAUCUUCUUCAUCAUCUACAUCAUCAUCAUCGCCUUCUUCAUGAUGAACAUCUUCGUGGGUUUCGUCAUCGUGACCUUUCAGGAACAGGGAGAGAAGGAAUACAAAAACUGUGAGCUGGACAAAAACCAGCGUCAGUGUGUGGAGUAUGCGUUGAAAGCUCGUCCUCUCAGACGGUACAUCCCCAAAAAUCCGUACCAGUAUAAGUUCUGGUAUGUGGUGAACUCCACCGGCUUCGAGUACAUCAUGUUCGUCCUGAUUUUGCUGAACACCAUCUGUCUCGCCGUCCAGCAUUAUGGUCAGUCUGAGCUGUUCAACUAUGUGAUGGACAUUCUGAACAUGGUGUUCACUGCUGUAUUCACGGUGGAGAUGGUUCUCAAAUUAAUCGCUUUUAAACCCCGGCAUUAUUUCACUGACGCGUGGAACACGUUUGACGCCUUAAUAGUUGUCGGUAGCGUGGUAGAUAUCGCUAUCACCGAAGUCAACCCCACAGAGGCACCUCAGGUGGAUGAGUCGGGGAACACGGAGGACAGCGCUCGCAUCUCCAUCACCUUCUUUCGGCUUUUCCGAGUCAUGCGAUUGGUCAAGCUGCUGAGCAGAGGAGAGGGGAUUCGAACCCUCCUUUGGACCUUCAUCAAGUCCUUCCAGGCUCUGCCGUAUGUGGCUUUAUUGAUAGCGAUGCUCUUCUUCAUCUAUGCUGUGAUUGGCAUGCAGAUGUUUGGGAAGAUUGCAAUGGUGGACCACACACAGAUCAACAGAAACAACAACUUCCAGACGUUUCCACAGGCUGUGCUGUUGCUCUUCAGAUGUGCAACAGGUGAAGCCUGGCAGGAUAUCAUGUUGGCAUGUAUGCCGGGAAAACUGUGCGACCCGGAAUCGGACUAUAAUCCCGGUGAAGAGAUGACCUGUGGAAGCAACUUUGCUAUCAUAUACUUCAUCACCUUCUACAUGCUCUGCGCCUUCCUGAUCAUCAACUUGUUUGUGGCUGUCAUCAUGGACAACUUUGACUAUCUGACCCGUGAUUGGUCAAUUCUGGGACCGCAUCACCUUGAUGAAUUCAAGAGGAUUUGGUCAGAGUACGACCCAGAGGCCAAAGGUCGAAUAAAACAUUUGGAUGUUGUGACGCUGUUACGACGCAUUCAGCCUCCGCUUGGCUUUGGCAAACUAUGUCCUCACAGAGUCGCCUGCAAGAGACUGGUUGCGAUGAACAUGCCUCUCAACAGCGACGGGACGGUCAUGUUCAAUGCCACACUUUUUGCUCUCGUGAGAACAGCCUUGAAGAUCAAAACAGAAGGUAACUUGGAGCAGGCCAACGAAGAGCUGCGGGCCGUUAUUAAGAAGAUCUGGAAGAGAACCAGCAUGAAACUUCUGGAUCAAGUGGUGCCCCCUGCUGGUGAUGAUGAGGUAACCGUGGGGAAGUUCUAUGCCACUUUCCUGAUACAGGACUACUUUAGGAAAUUCAAGAAACGCAAAGAAGAAGGUCUGGUGGGCGUCCACCCAGCUCAGAACAACACGGCCGUUGCGCUGCAGGCCGGCCUCCGUACGCUGCAUGACAUUGGGCCAGAAAUUCGCCGCGCGAUAUCGUGUGACCUGCAGGAUGACGAGCUUGUAGACUUUUUACCCGAGGAGGACGAAGAAAUUUAUAGGCGAAACGGUGGACUGUUCGGAAACCACAAUCAUAUAAACGGAGACACCAGGAGGAGCUCCGGCCAACAGACGAACGCCACACAGCGCCCCCUGCAGGUGCAGCCACCCCCGCAUUAUGCACACGUGGAGCAACCCGUGGGGCGGCUGGGUCGCGCCAAUGCCAUGGCACAGCAAAACCAUCAUCGCCAUCACCACCAUCAUCACCAUCAUCACAAUUCCUACAACAAGUCACCCAAGUCGACCAACAUCAAUCUCAACAACGCCAACAUUUCCAGUUUACCUAACGGAGGGCACAAUCGGUUCUACGAGCAUGUGCCCGCCAAUGGCUACCCAGGAUCGUAUUAUGGAGAAUACGACAAGCCCAGAACUCCUAAUGGGCAAAGAAGGCGCUACUUUGAGACCUAUGUUAGGUCAAACGGCGGCGACAGAAGACGGCCUACAAUACGCCGUGAGGAGGACUGCGAUGAAGAUCGCUACUCAGCCGAGUAUUACAGCGGAGAGGAGUUUUAUGAAGAUGACAGCAUGCUAUCUGGUGAAAGGUACCCCAACAGCGACCAGGAGUAUGAGACACCUCGGGGUUACCACCAUCCUGACGGUUACUAUGACGAUGAUGAGCAGCCCCUUUAUCAUGAUUCCCACAGGUCGCCAAAGAGAAGAUUGCUUCCUCCUACACCACAAGGUCAACGGAGGUCAUCCUUUAAUUUUGAGUGUCUGCGAAGGCAGAAUAGUCAAGAUGACCUUCCUCACCAGCGCACCGCUCUACCCUUACAUCUCAUGCAACACCAGGUGAUGGCAGUAGCAGGUCUAGACUCCAGCAGGGCUCACGGGGUUUCACCAACACGAUCUACCAGAUCAUGGGCGUCACCUCCUCUCACUCCUGCGAGUAAAGAGCGAACGCCGUACUCCACUCCCCUGAUCCGCGUGGACCGCCCUCUGAGGGACAGCGUGAGCAGCAGUCGAUCAUCCGUCAGGAAGAGCUCGUGGUACACAGAUGACCCCGAGUAUCAGCAGAGGAAUUACUCACCCAUUCACCUGCAGGUCCCACCUGAGUACAGAAACCAGUACCAUCAGAAGAGAGGCAGUGCCACCAGUUUGGUGGAGGCGGUCUUGAUAUCAGAAGGAUUGGGUCGCUACGCCAAAGAUCCAAAGUUUGUGUCGGCCACGAAGCACGAGAUCGCUGACGCGUGCGAGAUGACCAUUGACGAAAUGGAAAGCGCCGCCAGCCAUCUCCUGAAUGGCGCCAUCACGCCAGCCGUCAACGGCGUCAGCGUGUUUCCCAUACUGGACCACAAAGACUACGAUCUACAGGACGUGUCGGCUAGUUACAGCGACGAGGAACCGGAGCCUGAACCUCGGCCGCGUUACGAGGAGGACCUGGCGGAUGAAAUGAUAUGCAUUACCACUUUAUAGCAUUUGCUAACAGAUGAGCGCGUUCUUUGAAAACUGAUCAAACAAAAAUAAAGUAUAUUUAUUGGCUUACUACCUUAAGAAGUGCCUUCACAGCGGAACGGAAAGGCACUGAAAGCACGGACGAGUCGGUCUCGCCCUACAAGGAGCGAUGUGAACUGGCGAAUCGGACGCGAUCGUGGGGACCGCUUGACGAUGUUAAACUCUGGAAGCUAAUUUUAAUUGACUGCUUGUACUGUCACUGCAGGAAAUGGACCAAUGAGCAGCGAGGCGAGGUACCCGGGGACGGGCUGUUUCCAAGGUGAUGACAAUCAGAGCGAAUAUACAGUAUGUCAUUACCUCAGUCACUUUAAGGGUUUUGCAUAUCAAGCACGUUGCAAGCUCAAUGCAAGCUAAGUAUGGCAUAUCCCUCCUCAAAGGCUUUAGUUUCAACGUACGACCCAUACUUUAUUUUAUUAACGAUAAGGCAAACUGCAUAUUUUAGAGAACAAACGCUUACUACACAACACUGGUUUACAAUAAGGAUAUCAUGCUGGUAUGUGGUAAACUGGACAAACUUUACAAGACGAUUUCAGCAUUUGUGUUGAAUGCACUAGCAGGCAGGUUAUUUUUUAAAUUUAGGAUAGCCUGUUUGAUAUUUAAUAAUAUGCUGUAAAUGACUUGUAAUAUAAGGCAAAAGAAGAACUUUGUAUAGAGACGUUAUAUAUUUUGUAAUUAUGUACUGUACAAAAAAAAAGAGAUCAGCAAUAUUAAUCCUUAUUGAUGUUAUCGCAUUACAAAAAGACGACGUUCUGUGUUAUUUUGUUAGGUACUGUACCCGAUUAAAUCCUCUGCCUUUAUUCUUUGCUCAUAUGCAUACUCGUUUGUGAAAUCUAGAACAAAUAAGCCAAUUUUUUAUGAGGUUACGUCUGUGACACCCGCACAAAAUAUGCAAGUCGUUUCUUACGUAGUCCGUUUCAUAAGUAGUGUUUCUUUAAAAUCUACAGCAUGCAGAAUGGGUCACAAAAGUCAACCUCCUUUACGAGGCUUUUCGUAGGGCUUAACAGAAUAGUGUCUUAAUCGUGUCCGUUUGUUUAUUAAAGGAGUCUGUCGACGUUUGGUUGCAUAUUUUGUGCAGGGGAGGCGCGCAGGAAGGUGCGACGGUAAAUGCGCAUUGACAAUGCUGCUUAAUUAGUCUGCAAUUAAACUGUACGACCCUCGCCAGGAAAAUGCUGCCACACGGAGAAGCCUGCUGCCGCUAGCUGAUCUAUGAAUAGCAAACUUAUUCCCAGAGUACUGCGGAGGGAAACCCAAGCUAAUUUCAGAUCGGCAAUUAAAUUCCACCGACAUCACAUGGUGUUUCGCACCUUGAUGGGGACAUAUUCAAAUCUUCCUUACUUUUUAAUAAUGGGUAUAAGAAUAAUGAUAAUAAGAAGGAUUAUAAUAGAAACCAUGAGGUGAUGGGGACGUUUCAGGUUGUUUAAAGUGUACGUUCCCAUCGUGCAUCCUUAAAGGGACAGUUCACCCAAAAAAAACAAUUUUCCAAAAUCUUGUUAGUGUCAUGUUCCAAAGAGACUCCAAAAUACUUCACAUAUGGCUCAUACAGUAUACUUCAUGUAUAUUCCUAGUCUUCUUAAGUCCUACGGUAGCUUUACAUUGACAGUUACGUAUUUUAAUCUUUGGAAGAUUCGGGAUGUAAUGCACAAGUCAUAUUACAUCAUACUUAGGCUGUGUUCACACUUGACUUUUUUCGAAGCUUCUAGUGUCUGUUUUUCCAUCAGAAAGCGUCAUGAGCGCAUUUUUAUACACCAGCGUCGGCGUCUUUUUUCUGCAGCUCAGAGCGUCUUUUGAGGUUGUAAAAAGUUCAACUAUUUGGAAAAAAACGGCAUACGCCAAGCUCCUAUUUCACAGCUAACCAAUGACAAGAGACCUGUCUUUUCCAUAACAACAUGUGAGGAACGUUUGCGCUCAAGCUCGAAAAACUAAAAUGCUGGCUGAAACGCCCGUUGGAGCAUAGUUAUAAAUGUAAGUUUAAUUUUCACUUUUAAUAAUUUAUGAUUGCAUUUCCAGCGAGAAAUCACAUAUUUAAAAACUACAAUACUAAUAAGUUAUUGCAAAAUGCACCGACGCUGCCUCCGAAGUAUAUUUGUAACCAAACGUAGCCAGCUUUUUUUUUACUUAAAAAGAAUCUUUGCCAACUUUUUCUUGUCAAGUGUGAACACGGCCUUAAAGACUAAAGCUAUACAGAAUUCUGUUUUGUAGAACAUAGUAUGCAGGACGUUUUAGGUCGAACUGUUCCUUUAAGAAGAGCAAGAAACUAGUUAAGCAAUACCGAUCCAAUGUUUCUUGUGUUUUUGACUUAUUUUGUUUUAUUUCACUGCUUCAUUGCAGCUCCGGCUUCUGCAGUUACCUCUUUUAGUGCAGGGGAAACAUAUCAGCAUUUGAAGCGUCCUUUUUGUGAGCAUUUUGGCUUUAAGGUGUUAUAAAAUUGAGGAUUUUCCAGAGACCUCGGUACGGGAAUAGGCAAUUCAAUUGACCUUUCUGUCACUUCCAACAGACAAAUUAAUGCAGAGCAUUAUGGGUAAAAAGAGCAAAAAAAACGUUUGACUGCAAAGGCCACUGCCCUGGAGCGCGCGGAGUUUCGGUACCGUGAAAAUAAAGGGAAGAAAUGGGUUUUGCGAGAACUGAUGUUUAUGAGUGUGAUCUCUUGUGUUUUGGAAGAGUACUGUGCUUUUCAGUCCAACCGAAUACUGUCGUGAAACUUGUGGGUUCAACCACUGCGUGUGCACAUCCGAAAGGGCUUCUGAAAUGAUCCAAGCGAAAAAAAAACUACAUUGUGUUCCGGUCUUCAUGUCAGUUAUACUGCAUCUUGUUAAUGGACCAAUGCACAUUCUUGGCACAUUGUACUAUUCGUAGCAAUUACUGGUAAGGACAAUAAAAUAUGCAUUAUUUUUAAUAAAGGAAAAACUUUUCAAAAAAAAAGCGAAAGAUUUAACUCUUACCUCGGGUCAGGGACUCCUGAAAAGAAGAAAAUUUGGUUCUUAAUUUACCAAUGGAAUUUUACUCUUAGCACAUGUUCGUCUUUGCACAAAUUACUGUAAUGUGCAAUUUGUUUUCCUUGUUUUCUAUUUAUAUUUUGUGUAUUAAGGUGGGCAAUUUUUGUAAUUUUUCUGUGACUGUGCGUACGGUUUAGUGAAUAUAUAAUUGUCAGUCGCAUUUCACCUUUCAGUGCUGGAACAGAUGAGGAGAACAGAGAAAUAAAGGUGCACUCCUUUGUUUGGUUAACGUCAGCGUUAGCAAAAAAUGGAAAAAAGUAUUAUACGCAUUUACAGAGCCACAUAUGUUGAUUAUCACAUUUUCAUCUAGAGUUGUUGCUACUGCUAUUACAUAAUUUUUAUGAAUAAUGCUGUAAGGAAAAUAAGAUUAUAGUGUAUCAUUUGUACAAAAGUAAUGGAAAGAUGUGUGGUGGUGGUGAUGUUCUUCUUUUGAAGGUCCUUCUCUUUGCUCUGUUAUGGUUUUUAUUCCAUGAGGAAAAAGAAAAAAGAUUUUCUCUUCGUAGCAGAUGACUUCUAAUAUCCCUCUAGGUUUUGUAUGGAUACAUUUCUUUUUUGUAAUUUUCCUAUUUAUUUUGGCCUGGACUUGAUUUUAAUCCAUAUUGAAAUUUUAUUUUCUAAUGAUUAAUACUGAAUAAACUUAAUGAAUAAACAAGA
Messenger RNA from Triplophysa dalaica, 10347 nucleotides. RefSeq names its product calcium channel, voltage-dependent, L type, alpha 1D subunit, a (gene cacna1da). Gene Ontology annotation, molecular function: high voltage-gated calcium channel activity. The coding region runs from base 326 to 6661 and encodes 2111 amino acids. Gene Ontology annotation, cellular component: membrane; voltage-gated calcium channel complex. Gene Ontology annotation, biological process: calcium ion import across plasma membrane. NCBI's taxonomy places the organism in Eukaryota, Metazoa, Chordata, Actinopteri, Cypriniformes, Nemacheilidae. The record is from RefSeq and is a predicted model, not a curated record. The transcript has 50 exons.